Podarcis raffonei (Aeolian wall lizard) is the source of this 2316-nucleotide messenger RNA. RefSeq names its product palmitoyl-protein thioesterase 2 (gene PPT2). Bases 230 to 1117 code for a protein of 295 amino acids. The transcript is spliced from 9 exons. The record is from RefSeq and is a predicted model, not a curated record. Gene Ontology annotation, molecular function: thiolester hydrolase activity. NCBI's taxonomy places the organism in Eukaryota, Metazoa, Chordata, Lepidosauria, Squamata, Lacertidae. Gene Ontology annotation, cellular component: lysosome.
UUCAGGAGAGGCGGGGUGGCGAAUUCUUCCACGAUCUUAAGCUGGGAGCGUGUGGGGCCAGGAUGGGAAUGGGUUUGGUUUGAUGCUGAAUGGGGCUUGAUCGGGGAUCCGCAACAGAAAUCAUUCAUAUACGGAUCUGCUGUGGCUGGAGAAGGGCCUGCAAGGGAGCCGGGAGGGUCGCGUCGACUUUUCCUUUUGGCCUCCGUUGAGGUUUCCAGCUGGUGGGAUCAUGCGGCAGCACCAAGGCUAUAUUGGGCUACUUGCUCCAUUAUGUAUCCUGUUCCUUUUCCUCCUGUUUACACUCACUGCCUCUUACAAACCCAUCAUCGUGGUCCAUGGCCUGUUUGACAGCCCUUCCGACUUCCGGCAGCUGUUGGUCUUCAUCAAUGAGACCCACCCAGGUACCAACGUCACAGUCAUUGAUCUGUUUGACCACACUGAGAGCCUGAAGCCUCUUUGGAUGCAAGUGGAAGGUUUCCGGCAAGCCAUUUACCCCAUCAUGCAGAAUGCUGUCGAUGGAGUUCAUCUCAUCUGCUACUCCCAAGGAGGACUCAUCUGCCGCGCUCUCCUCUCCACGACGCCCGACCACAACGUGGACACCUUCAUCUCUCUCUCUUCCCCACAGAUGGGGCAAUAUGGGGACACCAAGUACUUGAAGUGGCUCUUCCCGGAGCACAUGAAAUCCAACCUGUACCGUUUAUGCUACACGCAGCUGGGCCAGGAUUUCUCAAUCUGUAACUACUGGAAUGAUCCACACCAUCGGGAUCUUUACCUCAACAACAGCAACUUCCUGGCUCUGUUGAACGACGAGAGGCUCCAUCCCAACGCAACAGCCUGGAAGAGAAACUUCCUGCGGAUCCGAAAGAUGGUUCUGAUUGGGGGUCCAGAUGAUGGUGUAAUCACGCCAUGGCAGUCCAGUCUGUUUGCCUUCUAUGAUGAUAACGAGAAUGUGAGAAAUAUGACAUCACAGCCGGUCUACCUGCUGGAUACCUUUGGCUUGAAGACUCUGGACGCUCGAGGCGACAUCGUUUUUUACAAAAUGCCAGGCGUCACCCACACAAACUGGCAUUCCAACCUCACAGUUUAUGACACUUGCAUUGCCAAAUGGUUGACGUAGCUGGCGGGGACUUGAGGAGAAGCUGGCAGAGGAGGAGAGUGUCCUAAACCGAGAUGCGCUGUGGUACCUCAUCUUGGCAUUUCUUCCCAACCGAGAAGAAACCCCGCUUCUGUUACCUAUAGCUUUUUUGUUUCGUUUUUAUUUUUAGGAUGGUUGAUAUUUUCUUUCAUAGUGGAAGAAACCUUUUUUUCCUGCAGGACCUUUUGGUGAAGACUGGGAGCGGUUUGGGGGGUUCCGGGGGCUGCAGGGUAGGAAAUGAUCGUGCCAUUUUUUAAUUUUUGGCAGCUCUGAAAGCUGCAGGAAAAACAGCGAAAGGACAAUUCAGCAGGAUCAAAUACUUGAGAAGAAUUGGGGGAGGGGAAGGGGGAUUUAGGUGCUGAAUUUGGCAAAGAGACUGAAAACAGGAAAUGUAUUACGUUUAAAUGCAAUGUUCCUAUUUCAUAUUUCCCAGUUUCCGAACCUCUUGCAGAAAUCUAUGCCUUGUGGAAGCUGGCCAUAUUUCUCUUUGAAAUUCUAACACUGAAAAGGUUGGAUUUAGAAAAUGCCUUUUCAAUUGGACUUUUAAAAAAGACAUCACAUUCUUUCUGGCAAAAAUCUGAAUACUGUUUCUAAUGGAGACUAAACUUCCAGAAAGAUGACAGAAACUAAUUGUGGUAAAGUUUCAAUAAGCUAACAUUAUUUUGCAGAGAUAAGUUGAGAUUUCUGCUCAAAUUUCUGCUUUGACAUUUCAACAGAGAAGAUGGGUCAGUUUGUAGUAUUUUACCAAAACUCCAGUUCCCUGGCAUUUUCAAAUUUUAACCAUGUAGGCGUCACCACAAAAUCAUCUAAUGGUUCAGGCUUGCAAUUUUUUCAGUAAUUUGCUUCAGUCUCUUUGUUUGCACCACAAUGUUGGAAGGGGCUUCAGAGCUUAGUCCUCCAAUCAUAGAUCAAGACAAAUAUUUUAAAUUAUUGACUAAAUGGAAAGGCAAUAUGUAUUUAUUAGAAAUGUGUAUAUUUCCCCUUCUCCUUUAGAAGCACAUUCUCAGAAACUCAGGUUAGCAACAAAAAUCAGUGUAGACAGAAACUUUGUCGUUUGCUCUGUUGUCUAUAUUUUUUAAAAAAUGAUAUGUGCUUAAACCACCCAGUGACAGCUGUUAAGAGGCAGCUGCUGGCUGAUUUUGGGGGAGCAUCUGCUAAAGUACCCUCAUCUCUUGGAGGGA